AUGGUGAUGGCUGACUCAGAAUUCCCCACCUUAAAGAUUUUGCUGCUUCCAUUGGAUGUGUUAGAGUUGGUGUUUACGUAUAUUCCAACUGUCAAUUUAUUGUCAUACGAUAUCCCAAUAAUAAACCUGAUAUUGCAACAUGCCUUAAGAGAACGAGAGAUCAUAUGUUAUAUAAGUAUAUAUUCUUACAGCGUAUUCAGACCAGCGUUUGAUAAAGUUACCCUGUGGAGGAAAGAACCAAUUGGAGACGAAGCAAGGUUGAAAAAACAACAAGAGUUAGACGCUCGUGAAGAAAACCAUAUCCAAUUUGGUCAACCUGAUGGUGUAGAACGCUUUCUAAAUUUCAUGAAGAUGCACCCAAGUUUAAAACCAAAAAUAGUUAUCGACGGAAUCAGUAUUUUAAAUCAGUUGCUUGUUGAAAAUCCAUCGUGUCUUGAAAAUGUCCGGAGCAUAUCACUUCAGAAACGUGGCAACGAUGAUGAAGCAAAGCUCUUAGAGAUGGUCUUUAGUUGCCCUUAUCCCAUCGACAGUAUUGAUGCAUUGGAUACACUUAAUGGACGUAAACUCCCACCAUCAGUUCGACUGUUGCAUCUAAAUAAUUUUCCAGAAUACGACACUCCUCAACUUUCGACCUUGAGAGAAAGUGACUUAACAUCACUAAAUCUAGAGUCACUAAUUGUGGUUAACGAUCUUAAGUAUCUACCAAAAGGUUUGAAGACGCUCCAAAUUAUUUUGAAGUUGGAUUGGCCAAUUUGCACUCCUACCCUACCUGUAACACUAGAACACCUCAAAAUUCUGUGUGAGAAUUCUAAUGAACUUAAAGAACUUAAUCUUUCGAAUCUUAAAAAAUUGAAGCUAUUACAUCUACGUAGAUUUAACGUACACAAGCUCACAGCAUUGAAAGCUUCUAACGAGAUUGAAGAGAUGGAUAUCACAACAGGUAAAUUGGAAUCCUUGGAAAGUAUAGAGAGAUAUACCAUGCUUAAAGAAUUUCUGCUAUUAUUCUUUUGUCUAAGAGAUCCAUCAAUCUUGGAUUCAUGUUUACCGGAUUCCUUGAAAACCCUAUCUGUAGAAUGGCGUUAUUUCGAUGAACAAUUAGUUUCCAAUCUGGUCACUGAAAAAGAUCAUCCAUCAAAAGUCAAACUACCUUCGAACCUCACAAGACUUAGUAUUUCCGCAGUCGCGCCUUCGGUUUGUCAAAAGGAAUGGGAAUUCCCUAUAUCAUUAAGAAUACUUUCAAUGACAGUACCCGUUUUACCAAAGAGAUUUCAGCUUCCGUCAAACUUGAUAGCGUUAGAUAUUGGACGGUGUAAGAAAGGUUGCUUACCACUUCCUUUACCCAAGCUGUUGAUUCGGCUACGUACAUCCGUGCCACCAGCAAACAAGUCAUGUUUGAGACGGUUGAAGAAUUUAACUUAUCUUCGAUUUGACUUUGAAGGAAAUGGGAUGAAUAAAUUUGAAUGGAAGUUGCCUUCUAGCUUAAGAAAAUUAAAAGUUCAUCAGAGUUGGAUCACUGAUUUAAAAUUAAAUUUGCCAAAACUAAAAGCCGUUGAGUUGAAUUUAGAAACCACUAGUGAUUUGAAAGUAUUCAAACUACCUAAUACGGUGGAAUAUUUGAGAUUACUUGGAUCGUCACCCGAUGAUCAUACUAAAUUGUCCAUCUCACAACAAGUUCUACUUCCCACCAAAUUGAGGAGUCUUCAUAUUAGGUUCCAUUCUUUGUAUCCUAAUUCACUUCCAGAUUUACGUUUGAAUACUUAUAAAGAUUUGUGGUAUCUUCAUCUACAUGCCUGUAAAAUCAGUAAACUUGAAGAUGGAGCAUUCCCCAAUUCCAUAGAGGUCUUGAAUCUUCUGGAUAAUCCUUUGAGAGAAAUAGAUCCCUGCGUAUUCAAGAAGCUACCCAAUCUACACUUCCUUUUCCUAACAACUUGCCCGCUAGGUAAAUUAACUCUAGAACAUCCUUUGGAGUUCUCAAGCUCCUUAAAGUAUCUAAAUCUCGCGGAUACCGAUCUUGAAGAUAUUGACAGAUUCAAGAUUUCCCCAGAUAAUCUGCUCAUGAAGAUAGAACUUACCUUCAAUAAUUUCCCUGACAAAGAAGCCAUUUUACAAGCGUUAAGAACAGAAGUGGGCCAUGAGGUGGAUAUCGAAAUUAGCAACAAGGAGGAAGAAGAUGAUAAGCCAUAUUAUCCGUACUAA
Molecule: messenger RNA, 2196 nt
Organism: Hemisphaericaspora subhashii
Lineage: Eukaryota; Fungi; Ascomycota; Pichiomycetes; Serinales; Debaryomycetaceae
Product: leucine-rich repeat domain-containing protein
Exons: 1
Coding region: 1-2196 (731 amino acids)
Molecular function (GO): protein binding
Source: RefSeq, a predicted model, not a curated record